UUUUACCAUUCUCAUCCCCUGGAAUGCAUCAACGCCUCUAACUUAUCCAUGCAAAAUCAAGACACAAUUGGAUGCGCAGGGUUAGACGCAAAACGUUACGAUGCGCAUAUUUUAAUAACAGCUCAUCGAAAGGUUUGACUGGGUUUUCUUCUUCUCACCAGUUUUCUUCCAAACGUUUAUUUAGCAAUAGCUGUAAGUAAGAGGGACCUAGUCCUCUGUCGGGUCUGAGGCGAAUCUCCUGCUGGGGAGACAAGCUUUGACUCCAGACUGCGCAGAGGCCGCUGGGGUUUGGAAGCCAGUUCAAGACAUAUUUAUUCUACCGAGCACUGGAGUUGUAAACUUUUGAGAGGAGAUGCGGGACAGUAAGUGUGGAGGGUGGCUGCUGCAGUUGACUGUGGUGCUGCUGGCCUCGCUGUCGCUCUGUGCCGAGCCGGGGGACGCUGGAGAGCUGGUGGCCACCGGGGACAGCGGCUUGGUGGCCAAGCCGUCCGAGCCCAGAGCCAGCAGGGCCAAGAGGAGGGGAGGGACGGACGUCCUCAGAGGACCCAAUGUGUGCGGCUCAAGGAACAACGCCUACUGCUGCCCAGGCUGGAAGACGUUGACUGGAGGAAACCAAUGCAUUGUUCCAAUCUGCCGGAGUUCAUGUGGGGACGGUUUCUGCUCCAGACCCAACAUGUGCACCUGUCCCAAUGGCCAGAUUGCCCCUUCCUGUGGCUCAAAGUCAGUCCAGCACUGUAAUAUCCGUUGUAUGAACGGGGGAACAUGUGCUGAGGACCACUGCCUGUGCCAGAAAGGCUAUGUGGGAAACCACUGCGGUCAACCUGUGUGCGAAAAUGGUUGUCUUAACGGAGGAAGGUGUGUGGCUCCUAACCGCUGUGUGUGUACCUAUGGCUUUACCGGGGCUCAGUGUGAGAGAGACUACCGGACUGGGCCUUGUUUUGCCUCAGUGAGUAACCAGAUGUGUCAAGGGCAGCUGACAGGCAUUGUGUGCACAAAGACUCUGUGCUGUGCCACAGUGGGACGGGCAUGGGGUCACCCCUGUGAGAUGUGCCCGGCCCAGCCUCACCCCUGCCGUCGAGGCUUCAUACCAAACCACCGCACCGGGGCAUGCCAAGAUGUGGAUGAGUGCCAGGCCAUCCCAGGCCUCUGUCAAGGAGGAAACUGUAUCAACACAGUGGGAUCUUUUGAAUGUAAAUGUCCCGCUGGACACAGGUUCAACGAGAUCACACAGAAAUGUGAAGAUCUUGAUGAGUGUGCUAACAUCCCCGGCCUAUGCAGUGGAGGCGAGUGCUCCAAUACUGCUGGCAGCUAUUUCUGCAAGUGUCCCCAGGGAUAUUACGCCUCACUGGACGGGUCCAGGUGCAUAGACGCUCGUGGAGGGUACUGCUACGCCAGCCUGCUGAACGGGCGCUGCGCCAACCAGAACUCCCAGCUGUUGACCAAGAUGCAGUGCUGCUGUGACAGUGGGCGCUGCUGGUCGGACGGUUCCACCCCUGAAAUGUGUCCCAUUCGUGGAACAGAGGAGUACCAGAAGCUGUGCAUCCAGUUACCCAGUGGUGGCAGUGGUGUCGUGAUUCCUGGUCAAAUCCCAGGUGGACCCCAGAUUCCUGGGGUCUACCCAGGCAUAUUUCCUGGUCAAGUUCCUGGUCAAGUUCCUGGCCAAGUACCCAUUAUCUUUCCUGGCCAAGGACCCGGUCCCGUUCCAGGGCAAGUUCCCGGUCAAGUUCCAGUGUACCCAGGGCAGCCCAUACCGCCUCCCCCACCAGGCCCUGAUAUUAUCCAAACCCAGAAUAUCACCAACAUGUGCCAGGCCUUCCGCAACCUCUGCCUGAACGGCAGGUGUAUCCCCACCCCUGGCAUUGGAUACCGCUGCGAGUGUAACAUGGGCUUCAGAUUGGAUGCAAGGGGAGAGUGCAUCGAUGACGAUGAGUGUGACAGGAACCCAUGUGCACAUGGCGAGUGUGUCAACACCCCUGGCUCCUACAUCUGCCAGUGUCCUGCUGGAUUCCAGACCACUGCCACCAGGACGGAGUGCCGAGAUCUGGAUGAGUGUGUGGCCAAUGGACGCAUCUGCAACAAUGGCCGCUGUGUGAAUACUGAGGGCAGUUUCCACUGUGUCUGCAACGCCGGCUUCGAGAUCUCAUCAGAUGGCAAAAACUGUCAAGACCAGGAUGAGUGCCUCAUCAGGAAUAUGUGCCUAAAUGGAUUGUGCAUCAAUGAAGAUGGCAGCUUCAAAUGCAUCUGUAAACCUGGCUACCUGCUGGACACAAGCGGGCGCAUGUGUGUAGACAUCGAUGAGUGUGAGACUCCAGGCAUGUGUAUGAAUGGCCACUGCGUCAACACAGAGGGGUCUUUCCGCUGUGAGUGUAUGCCUGGAAUGGCUGUGGGGCUGGAUGGACGGGUCUGCGUUGACACACACAUGCGCAGCUCGUGUUAUGGUGGCUACAAGCGGGGACAGUGUGUGAGGCCUUUAUUUGGAGCCGUGACCAAGUCUGAGUGCUGCUGUGCCAGUACAGAGUACGCCUUCGGAGAGCCCUGCCAACCCUGCCCACCAAAAAGCUCUGCUGAGUUCCUGGCUCUGUGCACUAAUGACCUCGGCACGACCGGCGAUGGAAGAGAUAUUAAUGAGUGUGCCCUUGAUCCUGACAUCUGCCAGAAUGGAGUGUGUGAGAACAUGUUGAGGACUUACAAAUGUAACUGCAAUGAAGGCUUCGAGGUGGACCUGACAGGCAAAAACUGUGUCGAUGUUGAUGAGUGUCUGCUGAACCGGCAUCUGUGUGACAACGGUCUGUGCAGGAACACACCAGGCAGUUUCACCUGUCAGUGCCCCACCGGAUACCGCUUCAGUCCUGAGACUGACGUCUGCGAGGAUAUCGAUGAGUGUGAAUCCAACCCGUGUGUGAACGCAGAAUGUAAGAACAGCCCAGGAUCCUUUUUGUGUUCGUGUUCAUCGGGCAGUACGCUGGAUAGCUCAGGCUUACAGUGUAUAGAGACCACCAAGGGCACCUGCUGGCUGAAGAUGAUCAACGAACGCUGUGAGGUGAACAUCAACGGGGCAACACUUAAGUCCCACUGCUGUGCCACCCUGGGAGAGGCCUGGGGCAGCCCGUGCGCCCGAUGUGAACGAGAUCGAACCUGUAGUAAGGGGUAUGCCAGAGUCAAAGGAAAUGUCUGUGAAGAUGUCGAUGAGUGUGAGGUGUUCCCCAAGGUGUGUGUCAAUGGGAAGUGUGUCAACACACAGGGUUCCUUCUUCUGCCAGUGCCCCUCAGGAAUGACUGUAGAUGCCAGUGGCAGGACGUGCAUCGAUCUGCGUACGGAGCAGUGCUACAUGACUCAUGACGACGAGCGCUGUGGGACACCCAUCCCUGGGCGGCACCGCGUGGACGCCUGCUGCUGCUCAGUCGGGGUGGCCUGGGGCCCCGAAUGUGACGAGUGUCCCGAGAAGGGCUCUCCAGAGUACGCCCAGCUCUGUCCUCGUGGUCCAGGGUUCUCCCUUGGGAAAGACUUCAUCAACGGCAGGCCCUUCCUCAAAGAUAUAAAUGAGUGCAGGAUGAUUAACAGCCUGUGCACAAAUGGAAGAUGUAGAAACACCAUCGGCAGCUUUCGUUGUCGCUGUGACAAUGGCUAUGCUUUGGACUCAGAUGAGAGGAACUGCACUGAUAUCGACGAGUGCCGCAUCUCUCCAGACCUGUGCGGACAGGGCACAUGUGUCAACACACCCGGAGACUUUGAAUGCGAGUGCUUCCAAGGAUAUGAGAGCGGCUUCAUGAUGAUGAAAAACUGCAUGGACAUCGACGAAUGUGAGCGGAACCCUCUGCUGUGCCGUGGAGGCGAGUGUGUAAACACGGAGGGCAGCUUCCAGUGUGUGUGUCUCGAAGGCCACGAGAUCGCUCCCGACGGCUCGGCUUGCCUAGAUAUCAACGAGUGCGAGCUGAGUGAUAAACUCUGCAGGAAUGGGCAGUGUGUCAAUAUGAUUGGGCGCUACCAGUGCACCUGCGACACAGGAUACAAAUCCACUGAGAACAGACUGGAGUGUGUUGAUAUCGAUGAGUGUACCAUUGAGAACGGAGGCUGUGAGACUUACUGCACCAACUCAGAGGGCAGCUAUGAGUGCAGCUGCCACAAUGGAUAUGCCCUGAUGCCUGAUCUCAGGAGCUGCACCGACAUUGAUGAGUGUGAGGAGAGCCCAGACAUCUGUGACGGAGGCCAGUGCACUAACACACCAGGGACGUACCAGUGUCUCUGCUUCGACGGUUUCAUGUCGUCUGAGGAUAUGAAGACCUGCCUGGAUGUGGAUGAGUGUGAGCUGAAUCCAAACAUCUGUCUGAGUGGGAACUGUGAAAACACGAAAGGAUCCUUCAUCUGUCACUGUGAUCUGGGAUACUCUGUACGCAAAGGAACCACCGGCUGCACAGAUAUCAAUGAGUGUGAGAUCGGCGCCCAUAACUGUGACAGACAUGCUACCUGCACCAACACAGCCGGAAGCUUCAAGUGCAACUGUGCGCCAGGUUGGAUUGGUAACGGCCUCAAGUGCACAGACCUGGAUGAGUGUUCAAACGGGACGCACAUGUGCAGCAACAACGCCGACUGUCUGAACACCAUGGGCUCUUACCGCUGCGCCUGCAAGGAAGGAUUCUCUGGAGAUGGAUUCUUCUGCUCAGACACCGAUGAGUGUGCAGAGAACAGCAACCUGUGCGAGAGCGGCCACUGUCUCAACAUGCCCGGAGGCUACCGCUGCGAAUGUGACAUGGGCUUCAUCCCCACUCCUGAUGGCAAGGCCUGCGAGGACAUAGACGAAUGUACAUUUGCUGACAUCUGUGUCAAUGGACGGUGCCAGAAUAUUCCAGGCCUUUUCAGAUGCGAAUGUAACAUUGGCUACGAACUGGACAGGAGCGGAGGCAAUUGUACAGAUGUCAACGAGUGUGCAGACCCAACCAUCUGUAUAAAUGGAGUGUGUGUCAACAUCCCUGGCAGCUACCACUGUAACUGUCCGUCAGACUUUGAACUCAACCCCACUCGGGUGGGCUGUGUAGACACUCGUUCUGGAAGCUGCUUCCUGGACGUUCGUUCCCGAGGAGAUGCAUCAGAGAGCUUGGACUGUUCCAACGAGAUUGGUGUCGGUGUGUCCAAGGCGUCCUGCUGCUGCUCCCUGGGCCUCGGCUGGGGGACUCCGUGUGAAGCCUGCCCCCCUGUCAAUUCAACGGAGUACAGGACGCUGUGUCCCGGAGGAGAGGGCUUCAGACCCAACCCCAUCACUGUCAUCCUAGAAGACAUCAAUGAGUGCCAGGAGCUUCCAGGCUUGUGCCAAGGAGGAAAUUGUAUCAACACCUUUGGCAGCUUCCAGUGUGAAUGUCCAAAAGGCUACGCACUCAACAUAGAAACCAGAGUCUGUGAGGAUGUGAAUGAGUGUGAGCGGCCAGGUAUCUGUGGCCCAGGCCAGUGCUACAACACCAUAGGGAACUACACCUGUAUCUGUCCUGUGGACUACAUGCAGGUCAAUGGAGGAAACAACUGCAUGGACAUGAGGAAGAGCUACUGCUACAGGAACUUCCACUCUAACGGAACAUGUGACGGAGAGCUGACCUUUAACAUGACCAAAAAGAUGUGCUGUUGCUCCUACAACAUCGGCCGUGCGUGGAACAAGCCCUGUGAACAGUGUCCUGUGCCCAGCACCAAUGAGUUUUCGUCCCUGUGCGGAAGCGAGCGACCAGGAUACUACAUCGACAUCUAUACCGGACAGGUUAUUGAUAUUGAUGAGUGCAGGGAGAUCCCAGGCGUGUGUGAGAAUGGAGUAUGCAUCAACAUGAUUGGCAGCUUCAGGUGUGAGUGCCCCAUUGGCUUCAUCUACAACGACAAGCUGCUGAUUUGUGAAGAUAUUGACGAAUGUCAGAACGGACCAGUGUGCCAGCAGAACGCAGCCUGUCUCAACAUGCCGGGGAGCUUCCGCUGCGAGUGUAAACCUGGCUAUCGCUUCACCUCCACCGGACAGUGUCUGGACCGCAACGAGUGUGCCGAGAAUCCCGCUAUUUGCAGUCCCGGCCAGUGCAUCGACACACUGGGGAGCUACCGCUGCCUCUGUCCCAAUGGCUUCAAAGCAACUGCAGACGCGUCCAUGUGCAUCGAUGUGGAUGAGUGUGAGAGACCCCCCUGUGGCAACGGGACCUGUAAGAACACAGUGGGCUCGUACAACUGCGUCUGCUACCCUGGAUUUCAGAACUCGCACAACAGUGACUGCAUUGACACUGAUGAGUGUGCCACCCAGAGGGGCCUGUGUAGGAACGGCCAGUGUGUGAACACGGUGGGCACCUUCUACUGUGUGUGCCCUGAUGGCUACGAGCUCACUCCAGAUGGCAGGCAGUGUGCAGAUAUCAAUGAGUGUGCGGUGAAUCCCGGGACGUGUGGGGCAGGGACGUGUGUGAACCUGGACGGCUCCUACAGGUGUAUCUGCCCACCUGGCUACUAUCUCCAUGAGGAGACCUGCGAAGAUAUUGAUGAGUGCUCCCAGCAGCCUGAGAUGUGUACGUUUGGGACCUGCUCCAACACCGAGGGGAGCUUCACCUGCUUGUGCCCUGAAGGCUUCCAGCUGUCUUCGUCAGGGCGCAGAUGUCUAGACAUGCGUGUGAACUACUGCUACACCAAGUUUGAGAACGGGCGCUGCCUGGUUCCAAAGCCGACAAAUACCACCAAGGACCAGUGCUGCUGCAACGCAAUGCCAGGCCAGGGCUGGGGCGACCCCUGUGAAAUCUGCCCCAGCAAGGAAGAGGAUGCAUAUCGGCAUCUCUGUCCCAAUGCGGGAUAUCGACGGGAUCUUAAUGACAACCCUGUGGAUAUCGACGAGUGCCUGACCGACCCUUGUGUUAAUGGCCAGUGCAUCAACACAGACGGCUCGUUCCGCUGCGAGUGCCCCAUGGGAUACAAACUGGACACAACCGGAAUCAACUGUGAAGACACUGACGAGUGUGACAUUGGAAACCCAUGUGGCAACGGCACGUGCACUAAUGUCAUCGGGGCGUUUGAGUGUGCAUGUGAUGAGGGCUUUGAACCCGGCCCAAUGAUGACUUGUGAAGACAUAAACGAGUGCUCCCAGAAUCCUCUGCUGUGCGCCUUCCGAUGUGUCAAUGUGGUGGGCUCCUAUGAGUGUAAAUGUCCUGCGGGGUACGUGCUGCGUGAAGACAGGAGGAUGUGCAAAGACCAGAAUGAGUGUGAGGAUGGUGUAGAUGACUGUGCCGGCCGAGGUAUGACCUGCAAGAACCUCAUUGGUACAUACAUGUGCAUCUGCUCCCCUGGAUACACACGCCUGCCCAGUGGAGAGGGCUGCAUGGAUUUGAAUGAGUGUUCAGCCAAGCCAGGCAUCUGCAAGAACGGUCGAUGUGAGAACACAGUAGGAAGCUACCGAUGCAGGUGUGACCAAGGAUUUGUUCCCAACCCCACACAGACUGAGUGUAUUGAUAACCGUGAGGGCUUCUGUUUCACGGAGGUACUGACCACGCUGUGCCAGAUGACGUCGAGCAACAGGAACCUGGUGACCAAGUCAGAGUGCUGCUGUGACGGAGGCAGGGGCUGGGGCACCAACUGUGAGCUCUGCCCCCUCCCUGGGACCACCCAGCACAAGAAGAUGUGUCCUCUGGGCCCUGGGUACACCACUGAUGGCAGAGAUAUCGAUGAGUGUCGUGUGAUGGGCAACCUGUGCAAGAACGGCCAGUGUAUCAACACACUGGGUUCCUACAGCUGUAUCUGCAAGACCGGCUACACCACUGACAUCACUAGCACGCUGUGUGUGGAUGUGGAUGAGUGCAUUCAGGCACCGAAGCCUUGUAACUUCAUCUGUAAGAACACAGAGGGAGGGUACCUCUGCUCCUGCCCACGUGGAUACAUCCUACAAGAAGAUGGAAAGAGCUGCCGAGAUCUGGAUGAGUGUUCGACCAAACAACAUAACUGUCAGUUCUUGUGUGUUAACACCAUCGGUGGGUUCACCUGCAAAUGCCCUCCUGGCUUCACUCAGCAUCAUACUGCUUGUAUUGACAACAAUGAAUGCGCUACAGACCCCAACUUGUGUGGCUCCAAUGGAGUCUGCCAGAACAGUCCAGGAAGCUUCAACUGCGAGUGCCAGCGAGGUUUCUCAUUGGACCCCAGUGGACAAACCUGUGAAGAUAUGGAUGAGUGUGAUGGCAACCACAGGUGUCAACAUGGCUGUCAGAACCUGGUAGGCGGCUACAGGUGCAGCUGUCCACAAGGAUACCUGCAGCACUACCAAUGGAACCAGUGUGUGGAUGAGAACGAAUGUCAGAACAGCCAGAUAUGCGGGGGAGCAUCGUGCCACAACACCCUGGGGAGCUUCCGCUGCCUUUGCCCCACUGGCUUCAACUACGAGCAGGGCGGAGGCUGCACAGAUGUCAAUGAGUGCUCAUCCAGCCAGAACCCCUGCAACUAUGGCUGCUCAAACACAGACGGCGGUUACCUCUGUGGGUGCCCGCCUGGAUACUACCGCGCAGGACAAGGGCACUGCGUCUCAGGUGUGGGCUUUAGUGCCGGCUCUAACAUCGCACAGGGAGGAGAGUCAGAGGAUAAUUCACUGUCUCCUGAGGCCUGCUAUGAGUGCAAGAUCAACGGCUAUCCCAAGAAGGGACGUAAGCGUCGCAGCACCAACUCAACAGAACCUUUGGGAGACACACAGCUGGCCGAGGAGGAGAUGGUCAGCCUGGCCAGUGUGGACAUCGAGGACACCCUGCUGUUCCACCUGAACAUCAGUGACCUGAGCAGCCGUGACCACAUCCUGGAGUUCCUCCCAGCCUUGUCUACUCUCACUGACCAUGUGCGCUACAGUAUUGACUAUGGAAAUGAAGACGGCUACUUUAAGGUCAACCAGAGAGAGGGUGUGAGCUACCUGCAUCUGACCAAGAAGAAGGCCCUUGUCCCCGGGGCCUACUACCUUCAGAUCAGCAGCGUUCCCCUCUACAGGAAGAAGCAGCUGGCUGAGCUGGAGGACAGACAUGAUAAAGACUACCUCACAGGACAGCUGGGAGACAUACUGAAGAUGAGGGUACAGAUCAUCCUCCAUUAACCACCAUAAGACUGAAGCAGGCAGACGUUGCCAGCAACUGCUAAUCCAGGGUCAGGCUGAAACUCCCGAAAAGGCCAGGCCUGAACCACCAGGAGGGUAAUCUCUGACUCUGGGUCAGUGGUUAGGGGGCAACUUCAACCUGCUGCGAUAGAGAGAAGGGCUCGCCACCAAAGAGACAAGGGGGGGAAUGGGGGACUGCAUCAUUUGAUUCCCAAAGAGAUUCUACAUAUCAUAGAUACAAACUUGUGGCUUUUGCGUAAAACGCCAGCUGAAUUUGGCGGUAUGAAAGAUAUGAUGGUCAAAUGAAGAACAUGUUGCCCUUACAAACAACUUCAGCUGUGUGUAGAGCGCUCUGGAGAGUGUGAAGAAGGCUUUUUAGUGUAGGGUUUCAUUUUUUGUAUGAUGAUAUGUGGAAUCGGGCACCACUUUGAAGGGCAUGUGGACUGCAGAAGGCUCUGCUGGCUGAGUUUUAAACACUCGGCUUAGGUAGAAGAAAAGGUUGAGUCCCAAUAGUCUGAACUGACUUCAUUUCCUCCCCUCAGGUAAAUGACUGAGCAAACCUGGAUACAAGCAAAUAAAGUUUUUUUUUUCCUUACCCAGAUAUUAGUUUAUUGAAGUGAAGAUGAAGAAAUGGUUAGGAGAGGAAAGGAACCCACCAUGGACUAUUGAGAUGUGGCCAUGUCUGAGCUUGAAUGACUCCUGCAUAUUUAAACUAUGCUUUUCCAUCUUUCCUACUGACUAGAAUAAUUCAUAUUUACUGGUGCUAGCAACACGACCACAUAGACUUCUGAAUGCACUGUACUACUCUACAAAACUCGGUAGUCAACAAAAUGCAAUCCCGUCGGCCAUUCUUAAGAUUUCAUGUGUCUUUGCAACCAAAACAGUUAGCUUCAUAGCCUGUCUGCUCUCCUCUAUACUACAUGUAAAUUAAGUGUGUUUAUACUGUAAUAAUCAAUGCCACUUUUAAUCUAUGAAGCAUUUGUAAACUAGAGGAAGCCCCUGGAAUGGAGGGGUAUGUAAUGGUGCUUAUAAUGACCAACUACUUCCUUUGUAAACUGUGUAUACAUACACACUCACACACACACACCUGCACACACAACACACAUUGUGAUGAUGCCAAACCUGGGCCUUCAUGAUUAUGCACUGAGGUCUUCAUGGCCACACAUUCUCUCACAAGUACAAUCAGUGCUGCAUCGCCACGGACCAGCCUUAGACACCUGUCUGUGUUCUCUGUUCACAUCAGUGAGGGUUUAGUUGUAAAUUCACAAUAAAAAACAUAUUUUUGGUGUACAUGUA
This is a messenger RNA of Myripristis murdjan (pinecone soldierfish), 10357 nucleotides long. It is a transcript of the gene fbn1, whose product is annotated as fibrillin 1. Lineage: Eukaryota; Metazoa; Chordata; Actinopteri; Holocentriformes; Holocentridae. The record is from RefSeq and is a predicted model, not a curated record. Gene Ontology annotation, molecular function: calcium ion binding. The coding region runs from base 353 to 9061 and encodes 2902 amino acids. The transcript has 66 exons.